This is a messenger RNA of Sphaerulina musiva SO2202, 831 nucleotides long. RefSeq lists its product as uncharacterized. The transcript is spliced from 2 exons. The coding region runs from base 152 to 688 and encodes 178 amino acids. NCBI's taxonomy places the organism in Eukaryota, Fungi, Ascomycota, Dothideomycetes, Mycosphaerellales, Mycosphaerellaceae. The record is from RefSeq and is a predicted model, not a curated record.
UAGAAUACCUAUGUAUAUAUACUGAACCUAGUACUGUACCUUUGGUGUUGUUCUCUUGCAUUUAACAAGACAAUUCACACUGAAACUUGCGAAACGAUUCAGUCGAGUUUUCAUAAACAACAAGAACAAGAAUAUCAUCAUCAUCAUCAUCAUGUCUGACCAGAACACCAGCACUCUUCAGUCCACUUAUGAAAAGGUGACUGGUGCAGCUCAGAGCGCACUCGGCUCUCUCACUGGUAGCACAGCCGACAAGGCCCAAGGCGAGCAGAAGAAAGACGUCGCCGAUGCGCGCAAAGACGUCUCGCAAGCAGGCGCCUCCGUCGGGGGCUACUCGGUCUCAGCCUCCGGCGUGGCAGCCAACGACCCACAGCGUUCAGAGGGUAGCUGGAACCAAACUAUGGGCUCCGGUAAGGAGUUCGUCGGCGGAGCGCUCGGUUUGGAGGGACUCAAGAAGGAAGGCCAGCAACAGAAUGCGCAGGGCAAGGAGCAAGAGGCUGCUGGCCAGUUGAGUGAUUUGGGCUCUGGUAUCAGCGAUCGUGUCGCAGGUACUGUGGGCGGCGCUGUUGCUGGGCUGACUGGAGACCGCGAAGAGCAAGCUCGACGGGAGGCUCAGCAUGAUACUGGAAAGACGCUUCAGCGAGGAGUGGAGAGUGAGGUGCAGAAGCAGGCUGAGGCUGAGAAGAAGUAGGUGGCGAUGAGCUGGUGAUUUGAUAAUUAAUUUUCCUUUGGGACUAGUCUGCGGCCUGUAUAUACCCCGAGCGGAGAGGCACCGCAGCGGCGCAGCCCUACCAAGUCAUGAUGUUUAAGUUUUUUGAUAUUCAUCUUGAAGAC